Aspergillus sclerotioniger CBS 115572 is the source of this 310-nucleotide messenger RNA. RefSeq lists its product as uncharacterized. The coding region runs from base 37 to 216 and encodes 59 amino acids. The transcript has a single exon. Lineage: Eukaryota; Fungi; Ascomycota; Eurotiomycetes; Eurotiales; Aspergillaceae. The record is from RefSeq and is a predicted model, not a curated record.
GAUGCUUUUACCAAAGCGCAAUCAGACGCCACUGAUAUGAUUGGUGAUAUUUCAACAACAUUUUCGAAGUUCCCUGACUCGGGCUCAAGCACAUCGGACAUGAUAUUCAAUGCUCUGGGUCUGGUUUAUACGUUGGCCUCGGGGCCCUUGUGGGGGACACUAAUGAAAGAUGCCGAUAAGGUGGCCAAAGACAGCGCUGACACUAAGAAAAUCUAGGAUAGUCUCAAGAGCGCAUUAAGUGAUGGUGUAAGUAUUGUUCAGGACAUCACUGCCGUGAAGUCAGGAAUUGUGGAGAACAAUGAACUUGGGG